Molecule: messenger RNA, 1100 nt
Organism: Hordeum vulgare subsp. vulgare (domesticated barley)
Lineage: Eukaryota; Viridiplantae; Streptophyta; Magnoliopsida; Poales; Poaceae
Product: probable glutathione S-transferase GSTU6
Exons: 1
Coding region: 167-856 (229 amino acids)
Biological process (GO): glutathione metabolic process
Cellular component (GO): cytoplasm
Molecular function (GO): glutathione transferase activity
Source: RefSeq, a predicted model, not a curated record
CAACAACUGCUCAGCUUAAUCUGGGCUAUAUAAACAACGCGACCGAAGCUAUGCACGUACACUUGCAAAUUGAGUAUCACAGGGCUUAAGGCUUUAGAGAGCACACACGUACACAGUAGAGCAGAGAGCUUACGAGCGGCGAAGAGCAAGAGAUCGACCGAAGACGAUGGCCGGUGAAGGAGAUGAUGUCAAGCUACUAGGUUCGGUGAUGAGCCCGUUCGCGGUCCGCGUGCGCAUGGCGCUGCACGCCAAGGGCGUCAGCUACGAGUACCUGGAGCAGGACCUGUUCCACAAGGGCGACCUCCUCCUCGCCUCCAACCCGGUGCACAACAAGGUCCCCGUGCUCAUCCACGCCGGCAGGCCCGUCUGCGAGUCGCUUGCCAUCGUCGAGUACGUCAACGAGGUCUGGGCCGACGGCGCCUCCCUCCUCCCUGCCGACCCCUACGGCCGCGCUGUCGCCCGCUUCUGGGCCGCCUACGUCGACGACAAGCUGUUCCCCGCGUGGUUAGGCAUCCUGCGCGCCGCCACGGAGGAGGACAGAGCGGAGAAGCUCGACGCCGCGCUCGCGGUGAUCGGGCUCAUGGAGGACGCCCUCGCCCAGUGCUCUGAUGGGAAGGACUUCUUUGCCGGCGACUCCGUCGGGUACCUCGACCUUGCGCUCGGGUGCAACCUGUUCUGGUUCAAGGCGCUGCGCGAGAUGUUCGGCGUGACGCUCAUCGACGCCGGAAGGACUCCGGGCCUGGCCGCCUGGGCUGAGAGGUUCGAGCAGACGGAGGCCGGAAAGGAGGUGGCCCCGCCCAUGAAGAGUAUGGUGGAGCAUGCCCGGAAGCUGCGGGCUAUGGCAGGUAAUAAUUAAGUGGCAAGCUUGGAGGAGUUUCUUCUUGAUUCGGUCGACCACGAGUUGGAUUUUGUUUGUUCAGUAUAAAGGUGGUCAUUGUGAAUCGCCCCUUUUAGUUAGUUUACUUAUUAAAGAUUUGUGAUCUGUCCAAUAUGCAAUAAAAUGGUCAUUAUUUUUAGAAAGUUGUGGCUGAGCAACCCACUAACUUUGUCAGGAGUGUAGUGUUAAACACCAUGUAUACUACCCAAAGUUUUAAAUAACG